Zeugodacus cucurbitae (melon fly) is the source of this 1400-nucleotide messenger RNA. Its product is annotated as trans-1,2-dihydrobenzene-1,2-diol dehydrogenase. The coding region runs from base 185 to 1336 and encodes 383 amino acids. Lineage: Eukaryota; Metazoa; Arthropoda; Insecta; Diptera; Tephritidae. The record is from RefSeq and is a predicted model, not a curated record. The transcript has 5 exons. Gene Ontology annotation, molecular function: nucleotide binding.
AAGCUUUCAAAAACUUACAACAUAUAAAAUUGGCAAAGAAAAGUGAAAGACUGAAAAAUUGCAAAUCAACUAAUCAACAACAAAUUCAUAAAAUCAUCAAAAUUCACAUUCAACAAUCAAUGCAAGUCAUUCAAGUCUAAGUCAAGUCGAAAUCUUCAGUGAAUCAUCAAUUUUGAAACAAGCAAUGCAUAAAUUUUGGAUACAAAUUCUAUACAAAUCAAGAAAUACUCUCACAAGACAAUUUUCGUGCAUGCAUGGUGGUAAAGUAUGUCCCUGUCGCGAAACGAAGCCAAUCGUUGGAAAUCCCAUCGAAACUACAAAACCUCUGCGUUGGGGCAUGGCGCCGGUGAGUUUGAUAGCCGAUGAUUUUGUAACCGCGCUGAAAGUGCUGCCAUACCAGCAUCACGUAGUCACCGCUUGCACAUCCAACUAUGAAUCGGUGGCACAAGCAUUCGCCGCCAAGCACAAUAUACCACACAUUUUCAAUAGCUUUCAAGAUUUGGCGCGCAGCGCUAAUGUUGAUGUUGUCUACAUCUCGUCUUUGAAUCCCUUCCAUCUGGAGAUCUGUCGCAUGAUGUUGAACCAUGGCAAGCAUGUGCUCUGCGAGAAGCCGCUUUGCAUGAAUGAAGACCAAACGCUGCAGCUGAUUGGACACUCGCACAGCAAAGGUUGCUUCCUCAUGGAGGGUAUUUGGUCGCGUUGUGUGCCCGCCUAUCAAUACAUACGCAAACAGAUUGAGGCGGACGCUUUGGGUGAUGUGUUCAAUGUGAAGUGUACACUGGGCUUGCCCAUGCAGAAAGUUGGACGUGUAAUGCGUCGCAGUUUAGGCGGUGGUGUAACCCUAGAACUGGGCGUCUAUGCGCUGCAGUUCGCAAUGUGGAUAUACGGUUAUGCGCCGUCCAACGUCACUGCCAAUGGUAAACUCAAUGAGGAUGGUGUCGAUGAGGAAGCGAAUAUAUGCCUGCAAUUUGGCCCAGAACGUGUGGCGGAGAUUAUGUUGAGUAGUACGAAACGUUUUGACAAUAAGGCUGUGAUAGAAGGCUCGAAAGGCUGUAUAACUGUGCCGGACUAUUGGUGUCCGGUGAAGAUUUUGGACGUUAACGGCAUGGAAAAAACCUUUCCGCUGCCGCGAAGUGGUCUGUCUACGUACUUUCCCAAUCGUUUGGCGUUAAGUUUCGAAGCAGAAGAGGUGCGUCGUUGCAUAUCGGAGCGCAAAUUCCAAAGUGAUUUAAUCACGCAUAAAGAAAGCUUGGAACUGUCAUAUAUUGAGGAUCAAAUACGUCGACAAUUGUGCGUCAUUUAUACAGAGGACGAAACGGCAAAUUUCUUUAAAUAGUUGGCAAAAAAACGUAAAAUUUAACUCGAGAGUCUAUUAAAACAACAAAUUGUGUGUUUAACAA